Molecule: messenger RNA, 6657 nt
Organism: Dromiciops gliroides (monito del monte)
Lineage: Eukaryota; Metazoa; Chordata; Mammalia; Microbiotheria; Microbiotheriidae
Gene: NUCKS1
Product: nuclear casein kinase and cyclin dependent kinase substrate 1
Exons: 7
Coding region: 239-970 (243 amino acids)
Biological process (GO): interstrand cross-link repair; double-strand break repair via homologous recombination
Cellular component (GO): cytoplasm
Molecular function (GO): double-stranded DNA binding; single-stranded DNA binding
Source: RefSeq, a predicted model, not a curated record
GUUGCACAGCGGCUUUGGCGCAUUUUCGGCUGGUUUGAUUCAUCCAUUUUGAGGAGACGGGGAGCGGGGGGCUCGGCAGAUCCUGGGGGCCUGGAUCCAGUAGCGGCAGAGCCUGAGAAAGCUAGCGGCCCGGGCCUCGGCAGCCAAAGCAACUCCGGGGGGGGAGGGGCGCCCAGCGCGCGGGGUGGGGGGGGGGCCUGGUCUUGGCUUCGCUGGAGGUCCGGUUUCGGCUGCGAACAUGUCCCGGCCCGUCAGAAACAGGAAGGUGGUCGAUUAUUCACAGUUUCAGGAAUCUGAUGAUGCAGAUGAAGAUUAUGGAAGAGAUUCAGCCCCUCCAGCUAAGAAAAUCCGAUCAUCACCCCGAGAGGCUAAAAACAAGAGGCGGUCUGGGAAAAAUUCACAGGAAGAUAGUGAGGACUCUGAAGAAAAAGAUGUGAAGACCAAGAAGGACGAUUCACACUCACCAGAGGAUAGUGAAGAUGAAAAAGAAGAUCACAAAAAUGUUCGCCAGCAGCGUCAGGCAGCAUCCAAAGCAGCUUCCAAGCAGAGAGAGAUGCUCAUGGAAGAUGUGGGAAGUGAAGAGGAACAAGAAGAAGAAGAAGAGGCACCAUUCCAGGAGAAAGAUUCUGGCAGUGAUGAAGACUUCCUCAUGGAAGAUGAUGAUGAUAGUGAUUAUGGAAGUUCAAAAAAGAAAAACAAAAAGAUUGUGAAGAAGUCCAAGCCUGAAAGGAAAGAAAAGAAAAUGCCCAAACCUAGGCUAAAGGCUACAGUGACACCAAGUCCAGUGAAAGGAAAAGGAAAAGUGGGCCGUCCCACAGCAUCAAAGGCAUCAAAGGAAAAGACUCCUUCCCCCAAAGAAGAGGAUGAGGAGCCAGAAAGUCCCCCAGAAAAGAAAAAGUCUGCCAGCCCUCCACCAGAAAAGUCUGGGGAUGAAGGGUCUGAAGAUGAAGCCCAGUCUGGGGAAGAUUAAAAAGUGAUGCUUUGGGGAGAUUUUAUUUAAAAAAAAAAAAAAAGAGGAAAAAAAAGAAAAUCUACUUAGGGGUAGAACAUGGUUUUGGCUAUGGCUUGACUCAUGGGCUUUGAAUGCUUUCCCUUGUUCCAUUCCCCACCCACCCAUCCACCCUGCUGGUGAGAGAUAGCAGCAUCUCUUACUCUCCCCCCUCCCUUUUUUAAGAGAAAAUUAUGGUCAUGUUUUUUAAAUUACCUUUAUCUAUUGGCUAUUCUCUCUAAUCUCCAGUGAAAGCCAUGACAAAAUAUCCAAUGAAUUUACCACCUAACUUAAAAAAAAAAUGAAAGGGUUAUACUACAGGUGAAGCAAUAAGAUUGAGGCAAACCUUAUUGGAAUAUUAACUUUAGUAAAAGUUAUCAAGGUGAGCAGGAAUCCAGAGGACAGGAUUCCAAAUGAAAAUGCUUGUUCCUUAUUUACCUGAAUUUUUUUUUUUAAAUCACGGUCAGCAAAGACAAAAAUGUGUAUAUUAUUUUUUUUGAUCAUGAAUCUAAACUUUUAUUGACUAGACAGGAAGGUGAUAAAUGUGGAUACAACCAUAAAUUUCCCAUAUUUCUGACCCCAUUUGGGAACAACCAGGCCACAUGACUUUUUGGUGUGGGUUUUUUUGUUGUCGUUACUGUUUUGUUUUUGUUCUAUUUCACUCCUGGUCAUCUCAAGGAGAAUAGGAACAAGUAAGAAAUCCUUUUCUCUUGCUAAGGUCUUUAGGGAGUUAAAAAGAUGCUCGACCUAAAAAAUCAGGGGAGCAGUGCAUCAACAUUUAAGUGACUUUGUUUCAGAUCUAAAUAUCCAUGGUUCGUGUUUUUAAAAUGAAUAUGUUAUCUAUUCUUUUUCUUGGAAUAAAUUUUACCAAGGAUCAAGAAGAAUUUAGAUUUUAACAGCAAGAUUGCUGUACCACAUCAAAGUGGGUUUCUUCUCAAACUGACAAUGUUUAGGUUUUAAGCCAAUAAAGAACCAGUUAAUGUGAAACUAAAUCACAGAGAGUUGGGUUUUUUCCUUUGAGAAGUAGAAUUCUGUUAUGGCAUAUCCAUGCGCUCAGAUCCCAUGAGUCAUGCUUUGGUUAAUUCAUAAGGUAAUUUGGGAACAGAAUGUUUUCCUAUUCCACCCUCCUGUUUCUCCCCAGAAAUGUGGUAUGUAUAUCUAUGAACUUCCUGCUGAAAUAUGGGACACAGACCCCCCCACCCCCACCCACCCCCAUGCCUAUUCUAGGACAUUAUUUCUCUUCACUUACAAUUUAUUUUCCCAUCCUGCCCUGGAUGGGUGUUUACUACUUACUGCUGCUCCUGACUUGUCCGCCCUCUGUCUAGGUAUUGAUCAAAUAAAAUUGAAGUUUUACGGGUUCAUUAGAAGUUUGGGAGUGGGGGACGACCCAAAUCUGCAUUCAGGAGGCAUGCUUGCAGUUAAUUGUUAUCUUCCAGACCUUCAUGAAAGCCCCUGCACCCCAUGAGCUUUGUUUCUUCAAAUCCUGAUGGAAAUAAGGUGUAGGGAUACAAUAUACUAGUAUAUUUGAAAUGAAAGAAAAAAUUGAAACCUCUUCUUUUCCCCGCUAGGAUUUUCUCCCAAGUACCUUGCUUGCUGUUUUAUCUUUUUGUUUUUACCUUUGUAAAGAUUUUGUCUUUUAGUCAAUACCUUGCAAGUGUUCUCAACAAAGGCCUCACUCAGCAAAGGAGGUGCUUUUAAAGGUUUGGUUUUUAGCUGCUCAUGCUCAAAGUAGUAUAUGGCCUCUUUGUGCAUUUAAAAAGGUCGUGGAGUUUUUCUAGCACAGAGCUAAACAUGUAGAUAUUAAUGCUUUGUAUGAUGGUUAAAUUCAUAGCUGUGGGCUUUAUAAUGAGGGUGAUUAAUUUGCAUUUGUGGGUUUCUGCAAGUUUCAGUCCCUUCAUUUACACACAUACACAUACCCUUCAUUUUUAUAUUCUUUGUGUUAGUGCAGUAAAAGAUAUAUCAGUAUUUCCAUUACAAGCCUCUAUUUUUAGGGGUUUAUAACUUGGCUAUACAACUUCAUUCUGGGCUUCAGAAUGUAGCUAAUUCCCUCUCCCCUACACAUACAUAGAUGUUCUGCCCCCCUCUUCCAUUAAUGAAAUGAAGAUAAAUUUCUAUAUUCUCAGUAUUUGUGAUUUUUUUCUUAAAUUUUAUUUCUUUAAACUGGGGGUUUGCGGGUGGGGGUGGAGAAUUUCCUAAAUCAAACCUCAUGUCAAAACAAUUUGUGGUGGUGUAACCUGUUCAGUUUUCUUAAUAUAAUCUCUAUAAACAUCUCUGGUCAUAGUAUGACUAUCAUCCAUUUGUACAUUAGAGUUAUUCUUUUCUAAUAGGUUACUUGUGUGCAUUCAGGUUGGAGUUUUUGUUUGGGGGUUCUUUUAUAAAACAGUUAACUCUUAGACUGGAAAAGCUGAAAAUGUUCUUCAUGUGCAUUUCUGAUAGACUGGAAAAAAUUAUAUUUCCUGAUGGAGUAGAUAUACUCUACAAGUCAUAUGUUUUCACCAUGGAAAUUUUUGAGCUGUCUUUUUUAUUUUAUCAGACCUGAGUCAUUCCCUUAAAUUCUCCACCCAUUUAGUGGAGUAGUUACGAUUCAAACUGGAAACCUAGGUGCUUAGUGUUGAGGUGUUCUUGAUACUGUGACCUUGGCUUAAGGAAGUAUGUAUAGUUGGCCAUAGUCAUUAAUUAGUGUUUGCUAUAUUGGUUGGCUCUAUGUCCAUGGUUAUAAAGUAUAUAUAUUUAUAGAGUCCACUGUCUUUUUAACUUGGAGCACUUGAAAGUUGGAUAGUUAUUUAAACAUGAAGGUGCUGGUUUGUAUCAUCCCCUAAACAUUGUUUUCUGACUAGUGUGGGUUUAGCUUUGAAACAAGUCUGCCUUCCAUGUUUUUUAGCUGCCCAUCCUGACACUGUUUCUGGUUCUUUAGAAUCUUUUGGAUCCAGACUCUUGGACCAUGUGUCGUCCUUGACAUGCUGGAAAUGUUGCUGUGCUUGAUGGUUUACCCAGUUAAAAUUGUGAAACCAGUCUAUAAUGUGUACUACCUUCCCUCACCAGCAAGUAUGGUGUUGGACUGAAAGAGUGAAUUCAAGAAGACAAACAGUAUAUUUUACUUUACCUUCUAAAACAUAACCCUCUCUAUACCUUUUCCUGACACUUUAAUUCCAAGAAGGGAAGUUUUGGAUCUUAUCCCAUUUAGGGGAGGUGUAAAAUUGUUUGUAAGGGUUGUUUUAAUCUCAAGGAUUAAGUUUGUAUUGAUUCCCAUGAAGAAACUUUGAUGGCCAAUAAUUUUUUCACUUGUGUAGUUGCUGUUUCUGAGCUCAACCCUCAUUUAGCAGCUUAUUCUUGUGAAUAGUUUGGCUUCCUGUUGGUUUCCUUUAUUGAUGUUUGCAUGUAAAUAUUCAAUCACAAAGUUGAAUUUGAGCUCCUAGCCAGAUAAAGUCUUUGAUACUGCUACAGACCUGGACAACUAUGGCUGAACAUGACACUGAAAGAUUUAUAAUGGCUUUUCUUGAUUUUACUUCUUAAGAAGCAUUAAAGUAACAAAGAUGAAUUUUAGAACACUUUGGGUUUUUUUUUUUAAAACAAACUUCAAUUUAGUCAGGUUUUAGGGUGUUUGGAGGGCCAGAACAGAAUUUAACAUGGGGGACUGUUUGGGAAAGCUUUUUAAAAUGAUCCUAAAAUGAACAGACUAUCUCAUGUUAAAGGUAUGGGAGAGAAGAAUGGCUUCUUUUUACUGUGUGUGUAAGUUGUAAUAAGGAGUGAAUGUAAGGCUGAAUUCUUUUUGAGCAUGCUCAGUGGCUGCAUUUUUUUUUUUUUAAUUUCAACUUACGGUUUGGGAAAGAUGAGAAACCCAGGUUCUUUUUCUUUGUGUUGUUGUCUCAAUAUUUGUUAUAUACAUAUAGAUACACACACACAUAUAUAUAAAUGACGAAAUGCGCAAGAUGUAGUCAUUUACAAAGGGACAGAGAAAGAUAAUACAACUUGCUAGUUGCUUCAGAGCUAGAGAAAAUGACUUCACAUUGUCAUUCUGAUUGUGGAGUAUGAAACGUUUUCAUAGUAUUAAAAUUAGGUUUGGAAUUUUUUUGAGGGAAAUUUAGUAGGGCAGUUUACAGUUUGAGUCCUGGAAAAAGAAAAUACAUAUACUUUCAGAUUCUGCAAAGAAAAUAAAACCCAUUUCUCUUUCCCUUUUUUGGAGGUGUGUGUAGAGGGAUAUCAGUUGCCUUGGAAUGGACUUUUUACCACCAAGAUUCUUUCAGAAUUGUAAACCCACAAAUUAAAAUUUGUUUUGUUUUUUUCCUGAAAGUCUUGUUACAAAGUUCACUGUGGUGCUGACUUUGUGUGUCCAACCACUAUUGGAGAAAGCCUCUAAUGCAGCCCACCAUGAUGCCAGUGCAAUGACCUAAAUGGGUGACAUCUUUCUGAGCAUGCUCUGUGUGACUGGUGUAAAGCCACCAUUGUGCAUAUGCUUUGUAUAUCAGGGUGAGGGGAGGGUUUUCUAGAUUUGGGUGGGGAAGGGUUGGGGGUGGGAAUAGGAUUAGGGGCUUUUUGGUUCCUUUUUUCCUUUUUUGGUGGGGUGGGGGGAAAAUACUCAGCUUAUGCCACAAAUAACAUGUAUAGAAUUCCCAGAAGUAUUUUGUGUGAAUGUGAGUGUGUUUGAUGUGUCUGACAGUUUAACGUUCUGUCUUCUGGAAAUUUGUGAAUUUUACUUUUUUCCCUCUGCAAAAGAAAUUGUUUUUUAAAAAUGUAAAUAAGAGCACUACUUUGUUUACCAUAAGCAUGUCUUCACAAUACACCCUACAAAUCCUACUCCAAAGUGGGGUUUUGGGGGCUUGGUUGUUGUUGUUUUUUCCAUUUUAAUUCACAAUAAGCAGUAACUCUUGAAUGGCACUUAGGUUAGCCAAACAUAGCUCAACGAUUUGCAGGUAAUAUUUGUCAACCUAUUUGGAGCUUUCACAUAAUCAGCCCUAGGGACACCCCCAAAUACCAUUCUUCACCAUUUCAGUUCCUCAUCUUUUUCCAUCUAGUGAAGAGGAAGGGAUAAAAGAGGUCUUCUAUCCAUGGCCUGGGACUAUAACAUCCUUUAAUACAUUCAGCAACAUUGCUGGACCUAUGGUCGAAUACUAGAGGGUUGGGCAUUCUUGCAAUACCUUGACAAUGCUGACACCUGCAGCAUAGUACUAAGGAAGUUAAAAGUUUGAAUGUAACUGCUUUAUUUAAAAAGAUUUAAAAUUUUAAAUAAAAUGGGGUAGAAGUGAACAUGAUUUUGUUGACCAUGUUCGUGAAUUAUAGAUACAACAUGCAUUGGUAGAAUUGUGUGAUGGUCUUUUGUGAUACUUAAUUUUUACAUAUUCCAGUCUCUGUAUGUACCUGCAUAGAAGAGAAAAAAAGAAAAAACACAACUCUGCUUUGCUUUUAUUGAAGGGGUUUCCAGGAUUGUGUACCUGCUCCUGAGCUGUUUUCAGUAUGUGUAUCCUUCGCUUGUAUUUUGUAUUAAAAAAAAAAAAAGAACAAAAAAAGAACCCUUAUUGUUGAGCAUGUUGGCAUUGUUGCCCCCCCUUUUUUUCUCUUUUUGGAAUAUAUGAAGCAAGUUAUUCUUUUUCUGUAUCUUUUUUUUCUUUUGUAAACUUUUUUGUUUUGUUUUGUUUAAAAAUGGCUUUAUAAAAGGGCUUUUAUAACCCAGA